Messenger RNA from Grammomys surdaster, 1924 nucleotides. RefSeq names its product neutrophil cytosolic factor 2 (gene Ncf2). Gene Ontology annotation, molecular function: protein binding; superoxide-generating NADPH oxidase activator activity. The transcript is spliced from 15 exons. NCBI's taxonomy places the organism in Eukaryota, Metazoa, Chordata, Mammalia, Rodentia, Muridae. Gene Ontology annotation, cellular component: NADPH oxidase complex. Bases 185 to 1762 code for a protein of 525 amino acids. Gene Ontology annotation, biological process: phagocytosis; superoxide anion generation; respiratory burst. The record is from RefSeq and is a predicted model, not a curated record.
UCUCAUGCGAACUUAUGCGUCAGUUCCUGGACGGUGGGGAAACUUCCUGAUGCUAUGAAACCUCCCAAAGGGAGGCUAGACCCCAGUCUGCGCACUAGGCUGGGACCCUAAAGCCUGGAGCACCCCGCAGCUCUGAGGAGAGACACCUUGAACUACCACCCUGUCUUCUGGUAAACACCUAACCAUGUCCCUAGCCGAGGCCAUCAGACUCUGGAAUGAAGGGGUGCUUGCAGCCGACAAGAAGGACUGGAAGGGUGCCCUGGAGGCCUUCAGUGAGGUGCAGGACCCGCACUCGAGGAUCUGCUUCAACAUCGGCUGCAUGCAUACCAUCCUGGAAAACAUGCAGGCAGCUGAGCAGGCCUUCACCAAAAGCAUCAACAGAGACAAGCACUCGGCAGUGGCCUACUUCCAGCGAGGAAUGCUUUACCACAGGAUGGAGAAAUACGACCUUGCUAUCAAAGACCUUAAAGAGGCCUUGACGCAGCUUCGAGGGAACCAGCUGAUAGACUACAAGAUCCUGGGGCUGCAGUUCAAGCUAUUUGCCUGUGAGGUGCUGUAUAAUAUCGCUCUCAUGCAUGCCAAGAAAGAGGAAUGGAAAAAAGCAGAAGAGCAGUUAGCAUUGGCAACAAACAUGAAGUCUGAGCCCAGGCACUCCAAAAUUGACAAGGCCAUGGAGAGCAUCUGGAAGCAGAAGCUGUUCGAGCCUGUGGUGAUCCCUGUGGGUAGGCUGUUCCGUCCAAAUGAGAGGCAGGUGGCUCAGCUGGCCAAAAAGGACUAUCUGGGCAAGGCUACGGUUGUAGCAUCUGUGGUUCACCAAGACAACUUUUCUGGCUUUGCCCCUCUGCAGCCACAGUCAGCAGAGCCUCCACCCAGACCCAAAACCCCAGAGAUCUUCAGGGCUCUGGAAGGUGAGGCACACCGAGUGUUGUUUGGCUUUGUGCCAGAGACACCAGAAGAGCUACAGGUCAUGCCCGGAAACAUCGUCUUUGUCUUGAAGAAGGGCAGUGAUAACUGGGCCACAGUCAUGUUCAAUGGACAGAAGGGGCUUGUCCCUUGCAACUACCUGGAGCCAGUUGAGCUUCGGAUUCACCCUCAGUCGCAGCCCCAGGAAGACGCCUCCCUGGGAACCGAUAUUCCACCACCUCCUAAUUCUAGUCCCCCAGGAAGACUCCAGUUGUCACCAGGUCACAAGCAAAAAGAGCCCAAGGAAGUGAAGCUCAGUGUGCCCAUGCCUUACACACUCAAGGUGCAUUACAAAUACACAGUCGUCAUGGAGACGACGCCUGGCCUCCCCUACAGUCAGCUCCGGAACAUGGUGUCUAAGAAGCUGGAGCUCUUGCCAGAAUACACUAAACUGAGCUACCAGCGUCAGGACAGCCCCGAGCUUCUGCUCCUGUCAGAAGAAAGCAUGGAGGAUGCCUGGAGCCAAGUGAAAAACUAUUGCCUGACUCUUUGGUGUGAGCAUACAGUGGGUGAUCAAGGUCUUGUAGAUGAACCCAAGGAAAGGAAAAACUCUGAUGCCAAUAAGCAGACAACAGAGCCUCAGCCUAAGGAGGGAACCCAGGUGGUAGCAAUCUUCAGUUAUGAGGCUGCCCAGCCAGAAGACCUGGAGUUUAUGGAAGGAGAUGUAAUCCUGGUACUAUCCCAUGUGAAUGAAGAAUGGCUGGAAGGGGAGUGUAAAGGGAAAGUUGGCAUUUUCCCUAAAGCUUUUGUUGAAGGAUGUGCAGCCAAGAAUUUGAAAGGCACUCCCAGAGAAGCCUAGGAUGCGCUACAAUCUACGGAGCUGGAGAAAAGGGUGGGUUUGGUUUUGUUUUUUUUUUGUAAGAUUUAUCCAUCUUUGCUGUGUGCUAUACAAACAUACCAGUUUGAAAAUGCAGACUAACAUUUCCCUAUUAAAACUGAACCUGACACAUGGUAAUGACAA